AUGUCCGAAGCCGUCCUCGCUCGUUGCGAAGCCUGGACUGCCAAGCAUGGCGACUUCAUGGACGAGUCUGGUCUCCAGGUGCUGCUGCAAGGGAUUUCGAGCUCGGAAGUGUCACUGCUUUACAAGGCCUUUGCUGGGUCCGAGGCCGAGAAACUGCCGCUUCUCCCUUUCGUGCAAUGGCUCUUCAAAGCACUCGUGGACACGCCGCCCGCAGCUCGAGCUCCCGAAGAGUCGGGAGUGCCCCUGCAGGAGUUCACAAGGCUGUUGACGGAACACAAAGCCUGGCUCUCCACAGCCACGUGGAACCCCCACACCGGCUGUGCCUGUCGGCCCAACAUGUACGACGUGGUAGAGACGAUCAUCAAGCCUCUUACCAAGGCACGUCUCGUGUCGUACGCAGAGCUCCUGGAGCCCUUGGCACCCCAGGUCUUUGUGAGCCACUGGUGGGGUGAGGAGUUCGUUUGUUUCGUGAGAGCUCUUCAGCUCUUUGCCGGCACCUGCAUGUCCCAAGCCUCCUCAGAUUUUACUGACGCCAGCAACACACCGGAGGCGAAUUCUGAUCCUGGAGCAAAUCUGGCCUUCUGGGUCUGUUCCUUCGCUAAUCGGCAAUGGGAGGUGAAUUUGGGAAGCACGUUACAAGAGAGCCCCUUUGAGCGAGCGCUUGCAGCCCCAUCCUGCACGCACGUGGUAAUGAUCAUGGAUCCGGAUGCCACUCCAUUGCAGCGCAUAUGGUGCCUCUACGAAGUGCUCCGUGCGCACGCCCUGAAGAAGAAAUUUCACAUCGCUACCGACAAUGGUGUGCUAACCUUCGGCAGCGAUGAGCCAUUCGGGCAACAGCGACAGGAUCUUUUAACUUUGACCAAGAGGGUUUUGGAGAUCGACCCGGCGACCGCAAAGGCCAGCCAGGAGCAGGACCGUUGUAUGAUCAUGGCGGAGGUGGACAAGGCCGUUGGCCUGGAGCAGUUCGGUCUGCACGUCAUGUCACUGCUAGCGUGGGCCUUCAGGAGGCGUGGUGGGGAGCAGCUUGCCAUGGAUGCUCCUGAGCUGAAGCCUCGCUUCUUUCGCCUCGUCCGGCUCGGUGAGAUGCUUGUCACCUUCGAGGGCAGGACUACGCUGCAUUGCGUGGCCCAAAGGAAGGAGCCACCUGAGGUGCGGCUGGCUCUGACAGCGGCAGCUGCGGAGGAUCUGGCGUGCUGCAACUCCUUGGGGCAGACUCCCCUCCAUGUCGCGGCCGCAUACAACAGGCAUGUGGACGUCAUCGAUCUCCUCAUCACUGCGCGGAUGGAUGUCAACGCUCGCGACCGGAAUGGCCUUACGCCCUGGAUGCUCUCAGCAGCGACAGGUCAUCACGAGGCCCUGGUCCGCUUGCUUGCGUGGGGUGCAGACCUGUCUUGCGACUUAGACCUAUGGCAGUUCGACAAGGUACCGUGGGAAGCCAAGACUAUUCCGAAUGGACUUUUCAUGGCGGCAUUCAGUGGCAGCUCCGAGUGCUGCCAAAUAUUCCUUAGCCGUGCUGCGAAGGUCCACGAGGUCAUGCUGAUUGCAGCAUGCAUCGGUGGAAAUGUUGCAGCAUUGCAGACCAUGCUGCCUCAUGCCGAGCACGUCAUCUCUCGCGGUGGCCCCUUUUCUCCGCUUUUCUCUGCAAGCUUCUGUGGCCAACUGGACUGUGUGGAUCUUCUACUCAGACACAAAGCCUUGCCAAACCAGACCUGCGAUGGCGGAAAGACUGCCUUCUUCGCUGCCAUGGCGUGCGGAUACGAAGACGUUGGCCGGCUUUUGCUUAGUUACCGUGCAGACCCUUGGAUAAGGACGGAGGCUGACGACACCGCUCUGUUAGUGGCGAGUGGGGGAGGGCACGAUGGCUGUGUGCGGAUGAUGCUGUCUCUGCGAGCAAACCUGCACCAAACCUGCGGCGAAGCAGAAGGCAAAGUGCUCCAUGUCGCGGCAGAGUGGGGGCGCGAGCAGACUGUGAGGCUCCUGGUGGAGAGCCGAGCAGAUCCAAAGGCAGUAGACAAGAAACAAAGGACUCCUCUGCACAAGGCGGCUGACCACGGCUACGUGGAAAUUCUUGCAGCCUUGCUCGAGCUAAACGCAGAUCCUCGAGCCGUCGAUAGUGCAGGCGACACUGCACUUGAUGUGGCCAGAUUCGAGGGCAUGGAAGAAGCUGCAGACUAUUUGAGGGAAGUGAUGCAUCCACGCCAAGUUACGGACAUCUCUCGGAGGCUCUAG
Molecule: messenger RNA, 2229 nt
Organism: Symbiodinium necroappetens
Lineage: Eukaryota; Dinophyceae; Suessiales; Symbiodiniaceae
Source: the annotation of a GenBank genome assembly